Molecule: messenger RNA, 738 nt
Organism: Anguilla anguilla (European eel)
Lineage: Eukaryota; Metazoa; Chordata; Actinopteri; Anguilliformes; Anguillidae
Product: brain natriuretic peptide-like
Exons: 3
Coding region: 115-519 (134 amino acids)
Biological process (GO): cGMP biosynthetic process; neuropeptide signaling pathway; receptor guanylyl cyclase signaling pathway
Cellular component (GO): extracellular region; nucleus; cytoplasm
Molecular function (GO): hormone activity; hormone receptor binding
Source: RefSeq, a predicted model, not a curated record
CUUAGACAGAGACAAAGAGCCAACGAGAAGAGAAGACAAUCACGAGAACUUCAGAGAAGCAAAUAUAUAUACUUUUUACAGUAGCCUACAGUCAUCUAUCAAGAAGGAGUUAAGAUGCAGCCAGUAAACAUCUCCAUGUUCUGUUUUAUGCUGUUUCUCAAUGUACAGCUUUUCAGCGCAUAUCCUGCGUACAGCGACAAAUGGACCAACGAUGACAUGGAUGUCUUAAAGGUGCUGCUUCAGCGACUGGAGGACUCCAUUCUUGAACCAAGAGAGGUCACGCCAUAUCAGGCCGAGAUGUCGGAAAGAACGCACUUCGAGAACAUUUCUACAAAGGAAAGCAGCGAGCAACCUCAAGAGAAAAUCGACCAAGCCAAAGAGUUUCUUUCGGCCAAGGAUUUGAAAGCUGUCCGUGGCGACUCGUCAUCAAAGAGAUAUUCAGGGUGCUUUGGUCGGAAAAUGGACAGGAUCGGUUCCAUGAGCAGUCUGGGAUGCAAGACUGUGAGCAAACGUAAUUGAAAAGGGGAUGAAGUCUUACACGGUGGACACCUGAGACUGCCGAGUCAUUACAAACCUGAAGUUUUAAACUUGAUAUUUAUUUAUGUGUAUUUAUUCCUAAAUAUUUAUUAAACUUUAUUUAUGGCAUACUUUUGUAUUUUCAAUGAAACAUCAAAAGUGAUUUAUACCUGACCGUAUCUGUGUUGUAAUUCAAACAAUUAAAACUGAUAUUUGAGCAAA